This is a messenger RNA of Branchiostoma belcheri (Belcher's lancelet), 1153 nucleotides long. RefSeq names its product catechol O-methyltransferase-like. The record is from RefSeq and is a predicted model, not a curated record. Bases 152 to 913 code for a protein of 253 amino acids. Gene Ontology annotation, biological process: catecholamine catabolic process; developmental process; dopamine metabolic process. Lineage: Eukaryota; Metazoa; Chordata; Leptocardii; Amphioxiformes; Branchiostomatidae. The transcript is spliced from 5 exons. Gene Ontology annotation, molecular function: catechol O-methyltransferase activity.
AUCGGCGGCUGAAAGGGCGGCUACGAAUCGGCGGCCCAAUCGGCGGCCUACUUCAGGUUGGUAUCUGUACGAUCCUGUACGUGUUGGUACGUGUUUGUACAGUGACGAUGGUUCAACUUACAAACUGACGUAGACCAAACGUUGCCUUGUGAUGCUUUAUAAGUUGCGUUUUUGGACAGGACUGCAAAGAUUUGCGCUGCAGCAUCUGUCAAGAGAGCGCAGUGUCUUCAGGCUAUUUCCGAGUGUGAGAGCGCAGACAACUUCGGCAAGUGCUAUGAGUCUAGAGCGGCGCAUCCUUCAGUAUGUUCAGCAGCAGGCGUUACGUGGAGACCCCGACAGUGUCAUGGCGGCCAUCGACAAGUUCGGCUGGGAGAGAGAAUUCGCCAUGAAUGUAGGGGAUGUCAAAGGAGUGAUCCUUGACCGGUUCGUGAAGGAGACGGCGCCGAAGACCAUGCUGGAGCUGGGCACGUACAUGGGUUACUCCGCCAUCAGGACCGUCAGGCUGCUGCCGGAAACAGCCAGGUUCAUCACCGUGGAGUUCAAUCAGGAGAAUGCCGCCGUGGCGAAGGAGAUGAUCGCAUUUGCAGGGUUACAAAAUAGGAUUAUACAGAUCAUGUCCGAUAGCGCUGAAGUCAUUCCCCAGUUGAAGACGAAGUAUGGCGUGGAAACACUUGACAUGGUGUUUAUAGAUCACUGGAAGGACGUCUACCUCAGAGAUAUCAAACUGCUGGAAACAAACGAGCUACUACGCAAAGGUACUGUAGUAGUAGCUGAUAACAUCAUCAAGCCAGGCGCACCAGAUUACGCCGACUACGUGCGAACCUGUGGCAAGUACGACUCUACAUUCCACGAGAGCAACUACGAGUACAGCAACGACAUCGACGGGCUGGAGAAGUCUGUGUACCGAGGCUAAACGAUACUAUUUUGUGCAAUUACAUUGUGCGACUAAAUACGUGUGUAAAGGAUUGUAAAUGUUUGCAAACAGGAAUCAUGAUGUUUUCCGUACGGAUCGAGGUUCGAUUGCACAAAUCUGAUACCCCAAGGAAGAAGAACUGAAAUGUACAAUAAAACACAAAGAUACAAUAUGAUGUGGUUAUAUAGUUCAGUGCAGUUAUUCUAUGUCUUUACUGUAACGUUUUGUGUAUUACUAGAC